This is a messenger RNA of Toxorhynchites rutilus septentrionalis, 1166 nucleotides long. RefSeq lists its product as uncharacterized. The record is from RefSeq and is a predicted model, not a curated record. NCBI's taxonomy places the organism in Eukaryota, Metazoa, Arthropoda, Insecta, Diptera, Culicidae. The transcript is spliced from 3 exons. Bases 81 to 1166 code for a protein of 361 amino acids.
GAAUUCCAUCAAACAUCCACUGAUUUUUCCAACGGUGUUCAGAAACUGGUGAAUGGUGAAAAUCAUUUAAAAACUGAAAAAUGGAUGACAAAUAUAAAGUAAGGCGAUCAAAAUACGAAUCAACCGAUCCAGCAGUAAAAGAAGACAUGGCGAAGUUCAUUCAGCAAUUUGAGGAUGGUUUGAAAACGAAAAUACAACACAAACCAAUCGAUCCGGACCUGACUCAUAUUCUACCGCGCCGAUUUCACGAGAAAACAUCCAAAAUCGUUCAUCUCAAUCCUUACGACGAUCGGGAGUUUGAAGAGAUAAUUAAACGUCGUCUAAAAGAAGCCUACCGCCAUUACAGCGUCGAGGGCAAAGAUUCGGACAGUCUCAGUCCGGAAACUGGCGAAGAAACUGACGAUGAGGACCGUUUGUCUAAAUUUGAACUGAAAAUCGACCCGAAAACAAAACCGCGAGAGUUGCGACUGAAGGAGGUGAAUUGGAUGGAUAACUUUCUGCGCAAAACACGAAAGGAAAGAAUUAAGUGGCAGACGAAGAUGUACAAAUCGGAUAAGAAACUGCUCGAGAAACCCUUGUUCGAGCAAGUUGAAGAACUAAUUGAUCUCGGUGCUCAAGAUUUCGCCGAGUGGUUGAACACUCUGGGGGCGGAAAAAUCUAACAUCUCAAAGGAUAUAAUCAAGCAGCUGUUUUCCAUCGGCGUCGAGGGUGAUUCUGCGAAAGCACUGCAUGUUGAACCGCGGGAGAUCCGAGCGAUUCCGGUAGAGGUGGCCAAAGACUGGAACGUUCAUUAUAUGGCACUGCAGCGUAGAAUCGCUCAGGUGAUGGCAAGCGACCGUCGGCAGGCAAAAGUUCGCGAGCGUCACGUCGCUUUCGGCCGCACGCUACCGAUGCACAUGCGCAGAUUCAAACGGUUCGACGAUAUCGAUGACAUUGUUCCCAACUUUCCGGAGGAGAUGAAAACAUUCGAGAAGGUGUUCAAGGGGAUUUGUCAUUUGCGAUCGGUUAAAAAUCUGGUGGAAUAUUUGAAGCAGCAUCCCGAGGUGCACAAGCCCAAAUAUCUGGUUGACCAGGGAAUGUUCAAAACGAAGAAAACGGAGCAAAGUGACCACGUGGCGCUAUACAAGCAUUACUUCCCAGGGUUUGGCAGAAUGGAAAAAUCAUAA